ACUCUGUGCCAAAAUAGUAAUUGUUUUACGAAAGCAAGACCCAAUUAUCACAUUGCACAUUUGUUAUCGAAUAGUAUUCUUCGUAAAUAAACAACAACAACAACAACAACAACUUUAUAACCUUGUUACAAGUCUACAUAAAUACACUGUUCUCAAUGUUAACAAACUUAUAGGUUAUGAUAUAUUCAAAUAAAAAAUGUUUAUAAGAAGAAUGCUCUUUAAUCUUACAACAAAAUAUAACGUUUCGUAUUUAAACUUAAUAAAUCAACAACGAAAUUUAUAUUCGCUUUGUGAAGAAAAGUAUUGUCUCCCUUCGUUAAUUUUAACGAAUGUAUCACAAUAUUCGAGUGACAGCCCGUUAAAAUGCUGGAACUGCAAUUUUACCUAUAAAUCCGAUCUAUUUUGCUCAAAGUGUAAAGUUUUACAAGAAGCGCCGGAAAAUAUAACUUAUUUCGAUAUAAUAGGCAUUCCACAAAGUUAUGAUGUACAAAUCAAAGAAAUUCAAAAGAAAUACAAGGAACUUCAAAAAUUAUUGCAUCCUGAUAAAUUCAGUAAUAAGUCUGAGGCAAAGAAACAACUCUCUGAAAAUUUAUCAUCAUUGGUAAACAAAGCUUAUAGUACAUUAUCUCAUCCAUUGAAAAGAGGGCUAUAUAUGUUGAAAUUAAAUAACAGAACAAUAUCUGAAGAAACAGAUAAUAUGAAUGCAGAAUUUUUAAUGGAAAUCAUGGAAAAGAAUGAGGAAAUAGAUGAUGCAUUAAAUGAUUAUAAAAAAAUUAAGAAAUUGAUGGACGAAAAUGAGGCUAUGUUAAAUAAUUUGUCGAUGGAAAUUUCGGAUGCAUUCAGGGAAAAAAAUAUGGAAAAAGCAGAAAAUAUUCUUAUAAGAAUGAAGUAUUAUGAUAGCAUACAUACUAGAAUAAAAAAGUUGAAACAUGAUUUAGGUAUUGUAGAAUGAAUGUAAAUG
Messenger RNA from Hylaeus volcanicus, 961 nucleotides. It is a transcript of the gene Hsc20, whose product is annotated as iron-sulfur cluster co-chaperone protein HscB-like. Gene Ontology annotation, molecular function: protein-folding chaperone binding; ATPase activator activity. NCBI's taxonomy places the organism in Eukaryota, Metazoa, Arthropoda, Insecta, Hymenoptera, Colletidae. Gene Ontology annotation, cellular component: mitochondrion. Gene Ontology annotation, biological process: protein complex oligomerization; [2Fe-2S] cluster assembly. The transcript is spliced from 3 exons. Bases 197 to 952 code for a protein of 251 amino acids. The record is from RefSeq and is a predicted model, not a curated record.